CCUCCGCCUCGGCCUCGGCCUCCGCAGCGCCGCGCCCGCUCCGAUCCCCGACCUCCUGAGCCUCGUGCGGCGGCCCCUCGGCCUCCGCCGCGGCGGCGGGCGCUACGCGUCGUGCGCGGUGGUGGGGAACAGCGGGGUGCUCCUCGGAUCGGGCCGCGGCGACCUCAUCGACGGGCACGAGCUCGUGAUCCGGCUCAACAACGCGCGCGUCCACGGCUUCGCCCGCGACGUCGGGUCCCGGACCUCGCUCGCGUUCGUGAACAGCAACAUCCUGCACCUCUGCGCCCGCCGCGAGAAGUGCUCCUGCCACCCCUACGGCGACGCCGUCCCCAUCGUCGCCUACAUCUGCCAGCCCAAGCAUUUCCUCGACUACGUGGUGUGCAACGCCUCCCACCCCUCCCCGCUCCUCAUCACCGACCCGCGCCUCGACGCGCUCUGCUCGCGGAUCGCCAUGUACUACUCCCUGAAGCGCUUCGCGGAGGCGUCGCGGCGAUCGCCCCUGCAAUGGGGCGAGUCCCACGACGCGAAGAUGUUCCACUACUCCUCGGGGCUCCAGGCGAUCGUGCUCGCCCUGGGCAUGUGCGAUCGCGUGAGCGCCUUUGGGUUCGGAAAAUCCGCGGGGGUGAAGCACCACUACCACACGAAUCAGAAAUCGGAGCUCGAUCUCCACGACUACGAAGCCGAGUACGACUUCUACAGAGACCUCGUCGACCGCCCCCAGGUCGUACCCUUCCUUAACGAUUCCAACUCUAUGAUCCCUCCCAUCGUUUUUUACGGCUUAGGCUUAGCCUCCUCCUCCUCCUCCUCCUCCUCCUCUUCAAAUUAGAGCCUUUUGUUUUAUUAUUACUUUUCCCUUUCGCUUUUGUCCUAGUUUUCUUUAUGUGUUUUCGAGUUGCAGGAAGAUAGGAGAUACGAACAGAGUGUUAAAACAGACAUUUUUGUUGGGUGGGGAGGACUUAAAUUCUGUAGGAAUCUGCAUGUUUUGGCAAUGUAGUUCUGUAAUUAUUGCACAAAUUUUUGUAAGAUUUUGAGACGAUGCAUCAAUGAUUCAAUUGGGAUAUGGGGCAAUAUUCUGCUACAAGAUUGGAAUGGUACAACAUGCUGUGGUUUCUUGUCUCUUAUUGUAGUGUCCUCGUUAAAAAUGAGAGGUAAUUUUGACUAAGUUUACUAGUUACUACCUUUAAAUGUUACUGCAUUUUGUCCUUGCUUUUAAUCACGGCAAAUUUAUGGCAAGUACCCUCGUUAAUUAUUAGGCAGGGGGAGGCUGGAUGAUGUGACAAGUGUAGUACUCUUCGUACUCAGUCCAAGCUCCUUUUGUUAUUACAGUGUGAGCUCUUUGUUAUUACAUAUUGUUUCUUAUAGAGCUUAGAUUAUUUUACUUUUACUGUUAUAAGAUUGCAGCGUGAAGCCCCCUCCUUUUUUGUUUUCUUUCAGUAGAAUGUGAGGAAACUAUGCCUUUGUUUGUUUCUGUCAAUUAGGAUGAACAUUCUCCAACCACUAAUAAGUUACUCUAACAAGGCAUCAAAAUAAGUUAUCUACUUGCUUUGUAACCAUUGAGUUUGUAUCUAAGUAGCAACAACCAACUACCAUAUAGCAAUGGAGUCUUUCUUGUGUUUUGAUCUCUGCUUUAUGAACUGCUGGUCGACUCCCGUUUUGCACGCUUAAUUAACGUAGAAUCAAAAGUAACAGUUACCAUCAAAAUUUCUUAUGUGGUUUGAAUUCGAAGAAGCUGAUGGCUUCUAUCCGAUUUGGAAAUAUUACCAGUUUCUCGAUAACCAUCUUUGUCCAACAUUUGUAUGUUUAUCGUGUUAUGAUGUAAUGUGACUUCCAAGUUUUGUUGUUUCUUCUGUAUAUAUUCCACUUAUUCGCGCAUUAUAAAUGUAUUAUCAAAUCCUGUUCUGCUGCAGUUUUAUAAUUUCUGAUGGAUUUUCCCUGUUUGAAUGGUUUUAAGAGAAGUGAAAGACCUGAGCAGCAAAAGAAGUUUGGCUUCGACAAACUUCUUUUCUUAGUUUGGAGGGUAAGUUUGAAGAGUAGGCAAAGUGAUAAUUGCACUAGACACAGGUGUUAUAACUGAGAAGGCACGUUGUUGUAGGAUCUCUUUCAAGCAAGGUCCUACUUAUGUGUCCUUGCUGAUAGUGCAAAUUGAUGUACUAUGUAUGAAGUUUUAGAUGAUAUAGUGUUGGAGAUUAAAAAUGAAAAAUUAAUCAUUUCAACCAGGACAGGAUUGAAAUCCUGAGGCCCUGUUGAUUGUAAUCUUCUUUUUGUUUUGUUUUGUUUUGUUUUUUCCUUUAUAGCUUAAUUAGCUAAAAGGUACUCUGUUUUACCAGCAUGGCUACAUAGUGGAACAUCUGCCAAAUUUCCAACAUCUUCAUCUUUCUCGUUUCAUUUUACUGGGUAGAAAUAAGAAAAGUGUUUCUUGUUUCUCAACCUAUCCCCAGCUAUUGUUUCUGACAUGUAUAGAUGUUAAGGUUCUUUUUUAGUUCAUAACCUGUUAUCUCUACCUGAUUCUCUCCUGUUGCUUGAGGACAAGUUUGCUCUUUUGCUACAUGACUCUGCAGUUCCAUUGUUGCUAAAAGAAUGCUUUAUAUUCACCCUUUGAAAGCUGUACAUUCCUAGAACUCUACAUAUCCAACACCUGUGGAAAUUGUUUAUUGAGGGGUGUUGUAAUAAACGAAUGUUGAGUCCAUGUGAUGAGAGUGCACUUUCAUAGUUAGAAUAUUUAAUCGUAAAACUAAAAAAUGAUUAUUAUCCUAAACUAAGGAAAAAGAAAAAUUUGAUUAGUGCAUGGCAACAACGUGAUGCAAUGCUAUUAAACAUUCUAGAUAACAGAAGCUGGAGAUGCGACUGUACGAGCUGUGACUCCGCUCGAUCAGUUCCGAGAGAGUCGACUCGAGCUGAUCAGAUGCGAUCCUCACCGUCGAUUGCUUCAAGGGCAAUAGCCUCUUCUUUCAACGGCUACGAUUCGACCAACUCCACACAUCCGCGCACAAAAUCCUGGACGGUGAGAUAUCACCGAUCAAGCCACUUUUUCAACGGCCACGAUUCCAUCUCCCACCUCUCUCUCUCUCUCUCUCUCUCUCUCUCUCUCUCUCAGUCUCUCUCGCUCCCUCUCUCUCUCUCCACCCCGAUCCUCUUCUUCCUCCUCCUCUCUCUCUCUCUCUCUCUCUCUCUCUCUCAGGUUGCGGUGUUAGGGUACGAUGCAGGCGACUCGGAACGCGAUCCAUCUCCUGAGAUCGUUGUCCUCUACCUCUCCGAUCUGCGCCCAUGGAGGUAGAAGAGGAGGCCUCCUCUACGCCGCGGGUUCUAGGGCUUUCGCUCAGCACGCCGCCGCCGCCGCGAGCUCCGCCCUCGACAAGCAUGAGGCCACCGAUCGAGUCCUCGGCCUCCUCAGAUCCAUCCCCUUCGUCGAUCCCGCCAAGGUGAGCUCAACUGCGAGCUUUAAGACUGAUCUGAACUUGGACAUGCUCGAUAAUGUGGAAGUCAUAGCAGCGGUCGAAGAGGAAUUCGCAGUUGAGAUUCCAAACAGUGAGGCAGAGAAAUUUUCGACAACUGCUCAGCUCAUCGACUAUAUUGCUGGCCACCCUCAAGCCAGAUGAAGCACCAAAGCUUUUUUUUUUUUGCCCCCCUUUUUGGUGAAACGAAAUCCAGACUGUUCGUAAUAAUGAUACUUCAAAAACCAUUUGCAUUUCUACUUUUAGAAGAUCGUUCCAAUGUUUCGAGACAUCAUCCAUCCAGAUUGUAAUCUUUCCUGAAACAAUUAUUUUUCCCUCAACUGUUUGCUGUUAAAAGUGGCUUAUAAGAAUUGUUGAUAGCUAGAGAGAGUUUGGUCUAUCCAUUAACUUCUAUGAUCUUAUCGAGA
Messenger RNA from Ananas comosus (pineapple), 3859 nucleotides. RefSeq names its product sialyltransferase-like protein 1. The record is from RefSeq and is a predicted model, not a curated record. Lineage: Eukaryota; Viridiplantae; Streptophyta; Magnoliopsida; Poales; Bromeliaceae. Gene Ontology annotation, molecular function: sialyltransferase activity.